Messenger RNA from Neospora caninum, 9084 nucleotides. RefSeq names its product transporter, major facilitator family domain containing protein. The transcript has 6 exons. Gene Ontology annotation, biological process: transmembrane transport. The record is from RefSeq and is a predicted model, not a curated record. The coding region runs from base 1 to 9084 and encodes 3027 amino acids. Gene Ontology annotation, cellular component: membrane. Gene Ontology annotation, molecular function: transmembrane transporter activity. NCBI's taxonomy places the organism in Eukaryota, Apicomplexa, Conoidasida, Eucoccidiorida, Sarcocystidae.
AUGAUUCCGGAAGGCCCCUUUCCAGACUCCGCAUCUGUCCGAAGAAAGGAAGGCUGGCCUCCCAGUUUCUCGGAUCCGCGCUUGUCUCGUGCGCCAGAGCACAUCAAACGGGCAGAAGGGGAGAAAACGGAGCCUGAAGAACUACAUGGAGAGAAUCCUGAGGCUCCCCGCGGGCGCAGGAACGACGACGAACUCAGGGAAAGACCACCUGGCACGCGUUCGUGCAGAGGAGAGCGGACUCAAGGAGAGAGACGAGAGAAGCCGAGAAUCGCCGAGGACGCGGAGAAGGCAACGGGCCGAGGACAGCACCCACAAGGGAACGACGAAGACAGGCAGGUCGGAAAAAAACGAGAGCGUGAGGAAACCGAGAAGCCCAGCGAGGUCGGAAACGGGAGCGCAUUCUGUCUGACAGCCUCGGGCAUUUCUCAAGGAGUGUUUGAAACCCAAAGCGCGUUUGUUCCACCCGGGCCUCUCGACUCCGUUGCGGAGACUCUAGCCACCGCACAACAUGUCCCGUCGCUCAGGCUUUCUCGAUUGUCUCGUUUGGCUCCAUCUUCUUCUCACGAGUCGUCGCCCUCGUCCUUGGUCUCUCAUGGCGGCGCUAGGCCCUCGCUGUUUACAGGUCGCUUGCCGCCUCCUGCGCCAUCUGAGCCGGACGCCUCUCUCCAAUCCUCCGUUUCCUUGCGACUCGGGGUUCUCUCCUCCUCUGGGCUGCCCAUUUCUUCGUCCUCCGGCCUUGUCCCCUCUUCUCUCAGGGGUCGCAGACCUCCGCCUUUCUGUCCCCCCGUGGCUUCACCGCCGACUGCGCCUUCAGCCGUGCGCCCAGGCGCCGCCGGCAUCUCGCCCUCUUCUGUCCCCCUCGCUUGUCUUCCCUGUGCUUCGCCUGCGUCGCCUCUUUCGCGCUCGUCCUUUUCUCCUUCGACUGCCGCUGGAUGUUUCUCUGCCGCGUGUCGUCGUGGGGAAAAAGGCGAUCGGCAACUCGCCGUCCUCGGACUUCCUCUGCACCCUCGGCACUGUCUAGACAGCGUCCCAGCAGCGGCGGCCGACAGCGCUGGCCACACAGCGACAGGCGCCAAACGAGACGGGGCGCGCGUACGCACGGGGAACGAGCAGCGAGACGGCGAAGAGGAAGAAAGAAAGGACAGGGCGCGAGAGCCGAAAAGGGGGCGCGAGCGAGGGAGUCAAGCUGAGGAAGGGUGGAACGCAGGCGGGCUGCAUGGCGUCCACAGUGUGGAAAAAGACGGGCACGAAGAGACACGGGACUCGAACGAGGCUUUGCGCGCCGAAGCAGCGCCAGAGCAGGCGAACCUGCAAGACAGACGACCACAGCAAGCAUCGGACGAAGAAAAAAGGCGAAGCGAAACCAACGAAGACACUUCCUCGAUACCUGAAGACGCAGAACAAGAGGGCGCAGGACCGCAAAGGCGGGUCACACGCACUCGCAAGAGAGGCGCCGGAGAGGCGGUUGCAUCUCUGUUGCGCCCAAGCCGUCUUCGCUUUGGGGUUUCGUUUCCUUGGAAGAAACAGAACGCAAGGGAAGGAAAGCUGCAUCGGAAGAGCGGUGUAGGCGAACGGAGAGGUGACCCGACCCACCGGGAGAAGCGGAACGGGAAAGCGGGCAGAGGCUGUUUCAGCCACAGGCUGACUGCGAGGCAUGCAGACGGAAGCAGGCAGGAGAGGAAAGGCGAGAAAAGAGCAAGCGAUGACGAGCACGAACUCCUGGAAACGCGACAAUCCAGCAAGGGCUCCGAAGACUCCAUUCACCUCGCUGACUGUCUCCGAGCCUGUUCUACCGCCGAUGUCAUGGCAACCGCCGAGGCAAGGCCUCUCGCCUUAACGCGUGAGCCUUCCGAUAACGGAGAGGGAGAAGAAGAGAAAGGCGACGAGGACGAAGGUGAGGAAGACGACGAGGAAGACGACGAGGAAGACGACGAGGAAGACGACGAGAAAGCGGGGGAUGAGGGGUAUGUACGCAUGCAAGGGGAGAAAGAUGGGAGCUACAGCACGCCCUGGAAGGUGCGAAUUCUCGCUCUUAUUCUCGGGAUCCAAAUGACGCUCAACAUCGACAACGGUGUCGUGCCUGCAGUCCUGGCAGACCUGGGGCGCGAGUUUCACGCGAGUGCAUCUGAGCAAGGCCUCGUUGGUGCCCUGCCUCACAUCGGGAUGCUCGUUUUCUGUCCGUUCUGUGCCCGGUGUUUGGAGGCCGUUCGGCCCCAGCGUCUGCUCCUUGUUUCGCUUCUCCUCAACGCCGUGGCAAUUAUCUUCUUUGCAGCCAGCCGCUCCUGCAUCCCACUCUUCCUCUCACGCUUUCUUAUCGGUUUCUCGCAAACGGCCUUCGUUGUCUACGCCCCGGUGUGGGUAGAUAAGUUCGCGCCCCACAAUCUGCUCACCCUGUGGAUGGGCCUCACCCAGUCCGCCGUAGUGGUGGGUGUCGUGGUUGGCUACCUUCUCGCAGGCUUCCUCCGACAGUCGCGCCUCGACUGGCGGGGUGUGCUCUUCUUGCAAGUCGCUCUGCUUGUCGCGCAGCUGCUUCUACUCGCGCUCUGCAACGCCGCCCACGUCGACGUCUGGGCUCAGCCGGAAACUGGCGACAACACCUCGCACGCCCGUGAGGUUUUUGAACACCCAACCCCCGAAGACCAGGAAGCACAGCAAGGGGAAGCGACAGACAAGGGAGCGGAGACGAAAAAAGCGGAGCGAAUCCUGGGGCAGGCUGACGAGACAAUAACCAACGUGGUAGGUGGAGCUGGGAUGCAGGCUGGCGAAGCGGACAGCACAUUGGACGGUUUCGAGAGCGGCAAAGGCAGGUGUGGAGGAGGCGCGAAGGCCGGCCGAGUCGAUAAUGAAGACACAGGGGCGCAUGCAGUUUUUGUGGGGAAGCGCGUCGCAGGACGCCGGGCACGGACACCUCAAGAGGAAACCGGCCUCGCGCGAGCGACGGAAACGACAGAGGAGGGACGCUUGGAAAGAAGGGAAGUGCGGCUUUUCGAGAACCAAAUGAUCGCUGCACUGCCUCCUUCGCCUUUCUCGUCGUCGCGGCUACCUUCUAUUUUUCGACGUGUCCCUCCGCCCGCUACCGUGGCUCUGCGGGGAGAUGCUGGUGCCCGUCUGCUUUCACCCAGAUCGUUUUCGUUCGGCUUUGCCUCUUCAGCCGUCGCUGAGGCCGCUCCGCUGUGUUCGGCUGCAUCUCCUGAACCUGCCGCACUCAGACCCGGCGUCGGCGCGGCUCCUCUGUCUCCUCGGUGUUCCCUCGCCGUGUCUUCUUCCGCCGCGGCCUGCUCUUCUCGCGUCGUGUCUCUCACAAAGCUGACAGACGUUCCGUUGUUUUCUGUUGCAUCUCCUGUGUCCCCUGUGUGUCCACCUUUUGCCGCCUCUUCCUCCUGUUCCUGGAAGGCUUCUUCGUCGCUCUGCCCUACCGACUUUUUCCCGAACGUUCCCCCUUCACUGUCGAUUGGCCGCCCAGCCUCAAGUUUCGCCCUUCCCUUCUCAGCAUCCCCGUCGGCUGCCUCGCUCUUCUCGCCGUUUCUCUCCUGUUUCUCUCCUGUUUCUCAAGCGUGGGAGGGACUCCCUCAAACAAUGCGAGAGGGCCCGGUUGCCCUCCAAGGCACCUGCGCUUCGUCUGGAGCCUGCUGGGCACGGUGUUCUGAACAAACGGUUUUCCGCACUAGCGGCGCCUUCCCUGUCUCAGAACGGCAGCCAAAGGUCGAAUCUGACGAAGGGGAAGGCGCCUGGGGAAGCGUCGCACGUCCCGCGCCUUCUCAGCUCUCACGUGCGUCUUCCGCAGACUGUGUUGUCUCUUCCUUUUCUCGGGCGUCUUUUGCCGUCGCCUCCCGCACGCUCUCUCCACGUCCAGCCCUAGGUUUCGGCCCGCGAAACCUCGCUUCGUCCUCGGCGCUCGCGACGGAACCUGUCCUUCUCGCGUACCACUCCCAAGACAUCGUCGAUUUCCGUGACGAAGAAAAGACCAUUUCUCUGGAAAGCUCGGACUUACUGGCGAAGUUUGCGCCAGCAGCUACUCCACCUGCAAGAGAGGAGGCAAGCACGCCUGACGCCGAGACGAAAGAGAGGCGCGCCUCACAGACUGGCGUGAGGGAGAAAGGAGAGGCCGGACGAAGACGCUUGAGGUUGGUGCAGCGGAGACAGGUCGAGCGAGCAGCCACUGGCGACGUCGACGCGAAGAGACGGACUUCGAAACCAGCCGGAGACGUCUUUGCCUCGCAGCCCCGAGAGAACCGAGAUCCUCCAGCUCGCAAGCCUCAGUCCGCCGCGCUCGCCUUGGGGGCUUGGCAGGGGCAGCGUGAGGGGCGAAAUGAGGCGCGUUUCUCCUCUUGUCGAGAGACCGGUGAAGCGCGACAGGAGCCGUUGAAAAAGUGGAGUCAACGCGAAGCGAUUCUCGCCGCCAUCGCGCACGCGCACUACGGCCAAGGCCGCUUCCGAGACGAAGGUAAGCCUCGCAAAGGCGCGGCGGCGAGAGAACGCGGAGGAGACGCGAGCGGCAGCGAGGGAAGAGAUGAGACGCGCGGGCGAGCGAGGGCGGUCGGGGCAGGAAACGUCGAGCGGGAAAAGGCAAGGAAAGGAGGGCGCCGCGGAGGAGAGACACACGAGAGGAGAAAGACGGCAGGAGAGAGGACAGUUCGGAGAGCGGAAACGCUCGCGGGCCGGAUAGGCGGCGGCGUUACGCAGCCCAACCAAAGGGAAACAGAGGAGGACCGACGAGGGCAGAACGAGGAAGCCUCACCUCGAGACAUGCAUGCUGUGGACGCCCGAGACAACCCGGGAGGCUCCGUGGAGUCUUCGGGUGACCCACGAAGUCCCCCUUCUCGGCCAGUCUUUUCGGUAAAUGGAGAACACGAACCUGCGUCGCGCACCGUGUUUCCUUGCCGCAGCCGGCAGCACGAGCAUGCACGCCUCAUUCUUCCUCCGGCUUCGUCGACCUCCGCUGCGUCUUCGGCGCCGUGCUCAGACUCUCACGCCUCAUGGGCGCCUCGGGCCGAGCCGAAGAGACGGACCCACGUCGCGCGGCCUUCCUCGGCUCUGCGGCGGGCUCACAUUGUCUUCAUUAGACCGCGGGGACGGACGGGAGCGUCUGACGAUGAGCGAGAGAGUGUGUGGAGGCUCGGGUCGGAGGCGAGCAGUUGCUCGGUGAUUUAUUCUUUUCACUCUGGAUGUGAGAGAAGAAAGCGCGAGGGUACGCAGUGUCUCGUGGCUGUCAACACGCAACCGGCUUCGCACACAGAACUCGUUUUCGACGCGUUUCUCCGGGGCACCAAACUGUUGCUGUUCACCCCACCAAUCGGAUUGAUUCUGUCGUCCUCGCCGCCCUCGGUUCCGCCACAGUCAGCGAGGCAUGGCGCCAGCAGCCUCGGCUCCAGGAAGCGAACGCGGGGCACCACGCAACGAGAAGGACAGCGCGGAGACGCUGGGGGCCGAGGCGAGAUAGACAAGAAAGACCGCCUGAGAAGGACGGACCAGACAUCAACAGAGAGGACGGAGGCCGCGAGGGAAGGGGAACCUCUGCCGGCAGAUGAAGAGGCUCGCGGGAGUGCGGAACGAGACACCAGCGACGAAUGCGGGGAGCGACCGGAAGCGAGGCUUAGAGGGAGCGCGAAAACAGUGCUAUCAGGAGGGAAACGGAGGAGACAGGAGCGAAGCGAAAUACGUCAAAGUGGAAAAGGUCGACUUUCACCUGGACGGCUGGUUCGUGGCAGCGAGGACGAGGAAGCGCUUAGCGACCUCGAAUCCUCGAGGACGCUGACGACGCUGAAGAGCGAAGAAAAGGCAGGCGAGGCAGGGGCGGACCCGAGCAAUCAAGAAAUGCAGGAAAGGCGAAAAGCCAUACAAAUGGACACCGGCGAGGAGACAAUCUACUUGGGCGGCAGGAGGCGAGUUGAAGCCGGAGUUGCAGGCGAGGCCCAAACCAAGGCAGCUCAAAGUUCGAAGUCGCUUUGGGGGUUUUCGUCCUGGUUUUCGUUGCGGCGGCUGGCCGAAAGGCACUCGGACGCUGCAGGUGCUCUCUCGUGUCGCGGAGCAGAAAGCAAGGAGUGCAUGUGCCGUGGAAGCGUCCAGCCCGCGAGCCUGGCAGCAAACCACAGACGAGGCGGAACAAAGCGGCGAGAAGGGAACGAGGAAGAAGGAAGCGACGGGGAAGCGCGCGCCUUCAUUCCUGCUCCUCGGAAAGGGACCGUUCCUUCUUCGCACGCGCUGUCUGUUGCGGCUUUUGCGGAGAGAGAGAGGAGUGCAAAUGCGCUGCAGCCUCACGCCGGAGCAGCACGCGCUUUCGAGGCUCCUCCGCCGCUCAUGCCUCCACCGUGUAUGGUUGCCGCCACACGAGGCGAAGACAUCGACGUUCUUGCGCAGCCUCUCCUCAUCCAGUCCCGACCUUGCCUCGUCGAUCGUUCGGUUCAGACGUCGUCCGCCGCUGCUCGAACCCCUAAGCCUCUUCCUUGCUCUCCACCGCCCCCUCCGACUGCUUCCGCUAACGCGCUUGCAAGUCUCUGCCAUGUGCGUUCGUCAUCUCCUUCCUUGUGCUCCUUCUCUUCCUCUAGCUCUUCCUCGGCUUCUAGCGCUUCCUCGUCAUCGGGCGCCUUUUCCUCGUCCGGUUUGUCUUCUGGCGCUCGUGUGAAUGAUAGCUGCGAGGCACCACGUGGCGCUACGAGGGCAGAAGACGGCGCAAGGUCCCGAAACGCGGGCGACGACGCAGAAGGGCGAGACGUGCGGGUAGCUCGCGAGGAGGACGAGAACCACGCCGCGGAUCAGGCAAGAGAAAAGCCGAGGCAAAGCAUCCAGGUUUUUUAUCCGGCCCCGACGCCGCUUGUCGUUGCCGUGGGAGAGGAGGCGAUUGCGCUGACAAACUUCAAAGCUCCGGAGUGUCCAGAGGACGCCGCAGAGGCAGAGAGUGGAGAGGCGCAGACGUCGGAACGCGGAACGAAGAUUGAACAGGAAGGUGCGCAGAAGAAGGCACCGCGCGGAGACGAGAAGGAGAGAGACGACUGGGAACCAAUGGACGAGAGUGAGGUUCGACAGCAGGUUCACACACUGUCCAGGGUGCCUGGGUGGUGGCUUCGUCGGGCCGAACCAGGCCGCAAGGGAAAAGCCUCGGUAGAAGCGACGGGAGAAGCAGAAGAAACUCGAGAAGGAAGGGCGGGUAACACCCUCAAGAGAAGGGAGCUCCGGCGAGGGGAAAGUGAUGAAGGGCAAAACAUGCGAGCACAGCCUCCCACGCUAGUCUCGUCUUGCAAUCAUCUGAGGGCGGCGGAGGAAGAGGGAGAAAGGGGAGACAAAGCGGCGCAGAGCGGCUUGCCGAGAAGAGAUAGGAGCUUCGAGAAGAGCGAGGACAACGCAGAAGACAAUCCAGAAGCAAGCACCAGAGUGUUUGAGGAAGACGUCCUCGUGCACGCAGUUUCAGUUGAACUGCCGGCACGCAAGCCGUUCGGUGGAAGCGCCUCAGGCGACGACCCGACAGAAAGCGAAGGACGCGAACAAGGAGAGGAAGCACAAGAAAGAGCAGAAAAAGGGAACCGGGGAGGAAGACGAGAUGAAGAAGGAAGUAGUGGAAGAGGUGGAAGAGGUGGAAGAGGUGGAAGAGAAGGAAGCGACGGAGGGGAAGCAGAAAGAGGGAGCGAAGAAGGAAAGAUGGUUGCGACAGCACACCUCAAAAGCAGGCUCGACAUUCUUUUCCUGUCGCGAGGAGAGGACACAGAACUGAGCGCGGAGGUACCACAUGGGGUUGCCGUCGUCGCUGUGGAGAUCCAGGGAAGCGCCGACGUCGAGUGCAAGGCAGCUAAUCGAGCUAAAGAAAAUCGCCAGAGAGACGCAGAAAGAAAUAAAGAAGAACUGACAGACGAAAAGAUCAACCGGCAAGGGAGAGGAGAGACAGCGGGGGCCCUGGAGUCAAGCGAAGAAGCAAGCGGCAUGGGAAAUGAAGGAGAGGCGAAAUCAGAAGGCGACCAGAAUGUUGAAGGCCGAGAGAACGGUCAGGAGGCCGCCGAGGUGACACGGGCCGAGGGGCGCGAGUGCCGAGACGAGGUCGCUCACCACGGAAAACAGGACGGAAAAUACAGCGAAACCAGAAACGCCCAGAGAGGCUGGUGGAGCCUGACGCGGUGGCGGGAGAAGCGAAGAAGCUGGGUAGAAGGGCGUGAAUCGGGUACGCGAUCGGGCGAGAGCCCUCAGAAGAAAGACAUAAAAAAAUCAGCAGAAAAAGAGGCCAAGGACCGUGGCAACGGCGAGCAGAACUCGAGAGGCACGCACGACCAAGAGCAAGACGAAGUCUCAACCGUGUGCAGCAGCUUGGAGAGCGAGGACGACAACCAGACUGCAGGCGCUUGGAGGAACCGCGCCCUGGGGCGCCUUCUAACCAAUCCUGUCUACGUCUGCCUCACACUGGCGCUAUCGUCCUUGUUCUUUGAGGUGACGGCGAUUCAGUUCUGGGCGACGAGAUACUUUGACGAAGAACUGCAUGCCGACACAGCUACCGUCUUGAUCAGUUUCUCGGCGACGGCGGCAACGGCGCCUGCAGUUGGGAUCCUUGUCGGAGCCUUAUUGAUGGACUGGCUGGGAGGCUAUCGAGAGACGCCCGAGCAGCGAUGCCGAGCGCUGCUCUGCCUUCUCGUUCUCUCCUUCACCUGCGUGGUUCUGGGCCUCUGCGCCGCGUACUGCGCUCUCACGUUCUGGCCGUCUCUCGCAUUGAUUUGGUUCAUCCUGUUUUUCGGUGGAGGCAUCUUGCCGACUGCGAGCGGGCUCCUCCUCGCGUCAGUCGACGAGGAUCUGCGAACGAAAGCCUCCGGAGCAGCCACGCUCUUCUACACGCUCUUGGGCUACACGGCAGGGACGUUUCUUCCUGGAGUUGUCAGCGACUCGAUCGGAACCAAGGGAGGCAUGCAGAUGAUUCUUCUCUGGUCACUCUCUGGAUUUGCAUUCCUUCUCCUCGCCACGGCGUUUGCCUCUCGCCGUAAAGCUGAAGACGCCGAGGCCGACGAAAACGUGGAAACAGAGGAAUCGGAAAACGAGAAGUCGCUCGAGGCGAGGUCGAAGACAGGCGCGCGCAGCAAGAGCACGAAACAAAGCGAGACGGAAGAUGUGUAA